CGCUCCUCCGCCGCUCGGUUUGUGUUCCGGGUGAUGCUGCUCUUCUCUUCAAAGCAAAGGAAAGUCAGGGGCUCAUGUGUCAACAUCCAGGGUUUCCCCGGGGAGGUAUAACGUUAACGUUAUUCCGAAAAAAAAAAAAAGAGACCUGAUGUUCCUUUUGAAGAUCGUUUUAUUUGUUUGAGCCCGUUCAUCCUCGGUGGCAGCAGUUUUCCUGACCGCGGAGACCAGAACGCGAUCUUCGGCUCGAGCUGCUUUGACGUUAGCUAACGUUAUUCUAAACGAUGACCGAGUACAAAGUGCGAAUAGCGUCUCCUAUCAUUUAAUAAUAUCUGGGGACCUGUUAGCUUAGCCGGCUGGCCGUGUAAUUCGAGUAGACCAAGGAAACAAGGCGAAACACACUGCUGACAUGAUGUUUCCUCAAUCAAGGCACUCGGGGUCCUCUCAGUCUAGUCAACCUCUCAAGUUCACCACUUCUGACUCCUGUGACCGCAUCAAGGAUGAGUUCCAAUUCCUCCAAGCACAAUACCACAGUCUGAAGUUGGAGUGUGACAAACUGGCUUCUGAAAAGUCAGAGAUGCAGCGUCACUAUAUCAUGUACUAUGAAAUGUCCUACGGGUUGAACAUCGAAAUGCACAAACAGGCUGAAAUAGUGAAGAGACUGAACGGGAUCUGUGCUCAGGUGCUGCCUUACCUGUCACAAGAGCAUCAACAACAAGUCAUGGGCGCCAUAGAGAGAGCCAAGCAAGUCACGCCCCCUGAGAUGAACUCCAUCAUACGGCAACAGCUCCAGGUGCAACACCUGUCCCAGCUGCAGGGGCUGGCCCUGCCUGUGACCCCGCUGCCCCUGGGCCUCACCCCUCCCUCCCUGCCCGCCGUCUCCUCCAGCUCCGGCCUGCUCUCCCUCUCCUCCAUCCUGGCCAACUACUCACACAGCCAGGCCCAGGUGGCGAAGGAGGACAAGGCCCGGGAAGCUGCGGAGAGAGCACCACGAGGAGAGGACGGGGACAAGUCAGACUAGAGUCAACACGAGAUGAAGGUUUGAGAGGGGGAGCGUGGAAAGUGUCAGGAAAAGAAAGGUUAAACUUUAACUAUAAAUGGAGAUUGAUGUAAGACUGGCUGCCUGUCUGUUGAUGAUGAAGAAGAGUAACUGCAGGGAUGAUGACAAGCAGAGUUCAAACUUUUUGGAUGAACAGACAAAGAAAACUGCUGAAUGGAGAGUGAGAGUUAAAUGUUCUUAUUUUUAGUGGUAAUAGACUCAAUUCAGGCUUCUAGACUUAAAAUAGAUGCUUUUUUUUUUUUUUAGUGUAAGCCACUGUUGGUAGGCUUAACUACGAUAAUGUUUCCCCAUUCAGAGUGAGAGCUGAAGAUGACAGUAAACAGCAGUGCCCCUUACAUGCAUCUGCCUCACACAGGUUUCUUAUUCUUUUUUUUCUUAUCAGAUUUUUUUUUUUAAUGUCCUUAUUUAGUCAAUCUGGUUGUUUUGUGUCUGCCACUGUAAGCAGCUCCCUCUGACUCCUUCCUCUCCUCUGAUUACCUUCAAAAAGCUCCCAUCACCUUUUCUCCAAAAUGAAAAAUGUUGACUGGUUGUCUGAAUUAUUUCUGGUUGUUUUUAAAGGGACAUUUUACAUGUCAGGUUCAUUCGAAUGCUUCAAACAUAACCCACCUGAGGUUUCACUCUUUGUCUCUUAAGGCCAACUACUGGAUGCGCUACCUUUUUAGCUGUGUACCUCAGUCCCCCAAAAAAUGGGAUUAGAUUAUAUUAAAAACUUACAAUUAUCAACGGUAGUACACUCGUCUUUAAGAGUUUUUUUGUGUGUCAAAGGCCGAGCUGCUGCUGCUGCUACUAGGGGCGCUACGUGGCAUGGACCAUGACUCGCCUUAAAUGACGAGAAUUUAAGCUCUAAGGAAAUUUGGCUUCAUUUGAACAUGUUGUUUUCACAAAGUUAGAGGCUAAUUAGACAUCCAAAAUGUGUGUGUGUGUGUGCUGAAUGUGAUCAGAGAGAAGGAAACACUUGUGUAAUUAGACUUUUGUUUUUUUUAUAAGGCACCUUUUAUAUUUUCACCCCACCACCUGCUCACGCCCCUCCCUCACCCUUUCUUAAAAUUGACAUUUUCAAACUAGAACAGGGUCCAAAUUCAGAACCAGACGAUCUAAACUUGUAGGAGUACCGUAUCUCUGCACGUUAGCACGCUUCAGCUCAUGCACCGUUUUAUUUUUAUUUUUCCUGUCUUUGUGUGGGAUUGAAAUCCUCUCUUUAUUCCUCUCCACGUUGUUUUAAUGAAGAGUGUGUCAGUGGGGAGUUGCUAAAGCUCUUUAAGCAAUCCAAGAUUAAUCCAAAGACAACUGGACUUGUUUUCUCUGCUGGACCGUUUUCAAGACCUUAAAAUUCAAGAUCUUCCAACACGUCUAGUUCCUUUGGAUUAAGCUUUGAUUGACCCUGACCUGGAUGACUGAGAAGCUACACAGACCUCUUUCAGCAACGUCAAAAAUGUUCCCUCUGGAAAAAGACAUCAGACAUGAUCCUUACACUCACAAUUUUUUGCCAAUGAUCACAUAAUCAUCUCCUGUUGCACAACAAUUCUCCUGGUUUCACAUUUAGAGAUGAUCAAAUCAAAGCUGUGCUCCGAUUCCACACUACAGUACAAACAUCUAAAAGGCUCUAGCAGCUGUUACAAGGAAACAUUAGAACACACCUAUAGUAGCCCUUAUCACAUUCUAUGAUAAAAAAUAUAAUAAUCAGUCUUAUUUGAAUAUUCUACAUGUCGGUCCUCUCAGUUGAAGUAAAGCCUUAAAAAGAUUAACACGCAGUUCCAUGUUUAGUCAGUAGGAGGUGAGAACGAUUUCAGGGGACACGGUCUGAAAGUAUUGUAAUCCCCAUUUUUUUAAUUCUUAAAACUUUCAAGCAAACUACAUGGUGAAUAAUUUGAGUUAAUGAAUUUGAUGAUGAUGACAAUUGAGCGCCACUUCAGUCUAAAUCUCCUGAGCAGAUAUUUACGAUCCCUGUGAACAAAGCAGGACAAUUUAUCUCUUUGCUGAUCUUGUCCUGAACGUGUGUAAGUAUUGUUUCCGAUUUUUUUUUUUUUUUAAGUAAGGUCUUUAUUUUAACUGUCUGAUGUUCAUCUCAAAUAAUACUUCGGCCUGGAAAAAUAUAGAAAAGACUGUUUCAGCAACAUGCUGUUUGACAGUUUGUCUGCAAUCUACCGCCCUUCAGGAGUGACUGGUGUAUAAAAAUGAUCAUAUAGAAAUAGGCAAAGAUUCCAUUUAGUCUAAGUAUUUAAAUUUCUUCAAUAUUAAAUGAACAGGUCACUGUGUCUCUCAUGUAUGUGGUUAGUCUGUAGUGUGGAGUUUGGAUGCAGCUGAAACAUUAGUUUGGAGAUUCAUACUUCAUCCAGCAGAGGGCAGCAGUGCUCUCUUAUUCAUCAUCAGUUUAAAGUUACAUUCACAACCCUGACGUCUACUGAGUGUUCAGAGAUGGUCCAGCUCAUUCUCUUCACCUCAGUGUCACUGCUGAUCUCUUUCCAUCUUCUUCUCCAGUCUGUAGGCUGAGCCUCCGUACGCUGCAGGCGUCAGCUGUGACUCCACUAUAAUGUGAGUGCUGUGCAGAGCUUUUAAAGUCUGUGCAUGUCCCAGAUCAGAGCUUCAACCUUCCUUUCCCCCUCUAUUUUUAAUUUGAAAAGCACUUAAGUUGUGGCUCAGUGCUCUCUUUCUUUCUCUCUUUUUUUUAAUUUGCUGUGCUUGUUUUUGGGGACCUGAAUAUUUGCCCCCCCUCCCUGGAGAUUUGACCUUGAUGUAUCGAGUGUGAGAACUCUUGAUGCUGACGUCAGUCUCUGUUGAAAAACCUCCUUUGGCAAAUCUCAGACAUAUGAAUGGUAUGUGUGUUUGUUUUUGCUGUGAAGGGCCAAUUUGUAUACAUAUGAAUAUAUCAAUAUACAUAUUUUUUAAAGCAUUUUUGUAUGUUUCAAAGCUGCUUUUUAACGUGUGUGUAUCAUGAAAGAUUCGGUGUUGUAUGUGUGCUUUAAACGCCUACAAUUACGAGAGGCACAAUGUUGUAUACCAUGUCGUUUUUCCUGUUUUCUCUCCCAUAGUCCCAGUAGGCAGUAACACUUAACAUUGUUUCUAGGUUUGUAAAUGUUUGACCCUUUUUUUUUGUGCAAAACAAAACCAGUUUAAUGUGCUAAUGAACACAGUCUCAUUUUAAGAUACCUGGGGCAAAAAAAAUAAAAAAUCAAAGAUGUAAACAAGAAACUGUGUACUCUAAUGAGAAUGAAUCAAACUUUUAGCAGUAAGGAAGCUUCUCUGGUGCCUUACAAAUAAAAGCCGUGAUUGAGA
Molecule: messenger RNA, 4330 nt
Organism: Labrus mixtus (cuckoo wrasse)
Lineage: Eukaryota; Metazoa; Chordata; Actinopteri; Labriformes; Labridae
Product: TLE family member 5-like
Exons: 7
Coding region: 407-1018 (203 amino acids)
Biological process (GO): regulation of DNA-templated transcription; negative regulation of canonical Wnt signaling pathway
Cellular component (GO): transcription regulator complex; nucleus
Molecular function (GO): protein binding; transcription corepressor activity
Source: RefSeq, a predicted model, not a curated record